Pelmatolapia mariae (spotted tilapia) is the source of this 2152-nucleotide messenger RNA. RefSeq names its product fibronectin type III domain containing 10 (gene fndc10). Bases 393 to 1397 code for a protein of 334 amino acids. NCBI's taxonomy places the organism in Eukaryota, Metazoa, Chordata, Actinopteri, Cichliformes, Cichlidae. The transcript has a single exon. The record is from RefSeq and is a predicted model, not a curated record.
CCAGCACUCCGCGGGGCGCGCUCCUGCACGUGCACUCUAACACAGCAGGCAUCAAAGCCAUUUACGUCAAGCCAGACAGGAAGAAGAAAUCCAAUCUGAUGGCACGAGCCUGCUCCUCCGGUCCACCCGAACUGUCCGGGAGCGACGAGCUGCACUGAGGCCACUUUUAUCCCCGUUUCUGCUGCAUUAACUUCAUCCUGCAAGGUCACCCUCGGAUCUCUCACCAACUGCACGGGGCGCAUGACUCAAUGUUAUUUCUGUCGCCCAUGGAUCCCGUUUCACGCGGAUUUUCUUCGCGUGCACUGAAUUGGAUCGCAUCUUAUGGCAGACAUUUCAGCCAUCGCCCAUCUGAUCCACUGUGAAAGGAAAUAACUCGACGAGAGCUCGGUGAGAUGACAAACCCACAGCGACCAUCCCUGCUCGCCUUAUCGGCACUGCUGCUCUGCACGCUACCCCAGACAGCUGGCUCUCAUCAGCUCAACAGCUCAUCAUUAUCAUCAUCAUCAUUAUCGACGUCCUCAUCAGAGGUGAGAGACAGAAAUAAUGUGACCCAAAAUUGGCUGAAACAGACUAACGUGACUCCCAGCGAUCAGAGCAGGCCACCAUCAAAGCAUGAAGAUGUAACAAGCCACGUGAAGAGCUCCUCGUUCAACACAAGUCGAGGCAAUAGUAAUAAUGAUAAUAAUAAUAAUACUGUGAUAUCUGACAGCCCUGGUAGGGCACCGAGAUGGAGCCCAGAGGACGUGCCAUCACCGGUGUGCGCCUACAGAGUGAUCGAGGGAGGCAUUGGGGGGCAGCUGUGCUUUCGGCACACUCUGUUUGGGUACAAGUGCUCUAAGGGAGAGUGCAGGAGUGCGGUGUCUUUCGGGAGGCUGGUGGCAAAUAUUCUCACCAACGGCAGCGUACUGUUACAGUGGACCCACGAGUCCGAAUCCACAAAGACUAAAGAGGCCAGCAGUCCUGGGACGAAUGCGACAGAGGAGGAAACUCCGCGAUCAGACUCUGUUUUCAGGGGACGACGCCACAGACGCGGGGGCUACGAGGUAAGCUGCUGGUGGAAUGGCAGCUACACUCAAUUUGAGUGCGCCGGUGUCCAUCUUGGGUCGGGCUGCAGGGACUUUCUGCUCACCGAGCUGCACGAGAACAUCCCGUACCGCAUCUGUCUGCGCAACCUGGGCCGCUCCGAGCCAGCCGAGAGGCCGGAGCAGCGGGACUGCGUGGAGUUCACGCUGCCGCCGUCCGGGAUGCAAGACAUUGUGAUCGCCAUGACAACGGUGGGCGGAGCUAUCUGCGUGAUGUUGGUCAUCAUCUGCCUGCUGGUGGCGUACAUCACGGAAAACAUCAUGAGCCCCGCGGCACAGCACACAUACUCCUACCGCGCUCACUCACAUCACUGAUGCACUAAAAUGACCCACAUGAACGCGCACCGCGGUCAUGUGUUAUCUCUGUGGAGACUUGUUUCUGCCCCUGGGGGGAAAAUGAACGGGUUUUUUUUUUUUUUGUAAUCCAUGUAUCAAUAUUUCAAGUUAUUUUCUCAAUUUUGAGUCAGUUUUGCGAAAAUAACCCAAAAUUUUGGCUUUUCAGUGGCAAAAAGAGUUUUCUCAGCUGCUGAAACAAGUUUCCAUAAAUCUCGCAGUCAUAGUUAAUAUCUAUAGUAGUCCUAUUUUCCGUUUUUCCAGUAUGACACACUCAUCCUGUUAUGAUCUAACUGAAGCACAAUCUACUGUGGCUCUGCUAAUAACACGCCUUCUGAACCUUGCGAGGAUGCACUGAACCAAAAUUAGCCUACUGGUUAUCUGCAGUUUGUAAAUACGGCAGUUUACUGUGUCACGUUUCCGUUCAAGGCUGUCUGGGGAUUGAAUCGGGCAGCAUGUCUACAGCAAUACCAAUAAUGAAAUGGCUCUGAGUACAUGAGAAACAAGAGUUUUGCUAAAUGUGCAGCCUGUAAAAGUGUCCUUAAUGGGACACCGAAAAAUGAAACUUUACCAGUUAACACAUUUCUCCACUCGAGUCAGUCACAACAGCACUGUUUUUGCUUUGUUUGUCAUUUUCUGAAGGGCAAUACAAUCUGGUGUACAAUCUCCAAAUACUGUGCCAAACAUCUUCAGUUAAACCACCUUUCUGUCCUGCUGCCAGUGAAUAAAGUACUAUG